GAAAGUAUAAAAACAGCUCGAAGCUUUCGCUUUCGCUUACAGAGCUCCCUUAAUAUUAGUUACGACUUCUGCAUUUAGGUCUGAGGUGCGGGUAGUUUCUCUACAGGUUUUGGAAACUUUAUCAUAUAACAUAACUGUAAUUAGGCCAAGAUAGCAGUUCAAACGUGAGCAGUAUGAGAAUACACUGUUGAUUGUCCUUUUGCUUGCAAGGUGGGAGCCUUAUUAAACUGUUUGAGCCGCUGUGCACGUGUCUCUGGCAUUUUGAAACUGAAGAGUGUUGUUCCUGUAAGACGCAGUAUGUGUUGAAGAUGGAAGAAGGAGCUAAGCUGCACCUGAAAGAGUGGCUCAUAACCCAGAUAGAGAGUGGGAGAUAUGAAGGACUGUGCUGGGAGGAUGAGGACAAAACUAUGUUCAGGAUCCCGUGGAAGCACGCAGCCAAGAAGGACUACAAACAGAUGGAGGAUGCAGCUCUGUUCAAGGCAUGGGCUGUGUACAAGGGCAAAUACAGGGAGGGGAGGGAUAAAGCUGACCCCACCAUGUGGAAGACCCGUCUCCGCUGUGCACUCAACAAGAGCACAGACUUUCAUGAGGUCCCUGAACGCAACCAGCUGGACAUCACAGAACCCUAUAAGGUCUAUUGCAUCCAGCAAGACAAUCCACCAAAAACAAAACUGGAAAUUAAGUCCUGUAUCCUGAGCAAAGAGUCUCCCCAAGCAAAUGAUCAAGUGACUGUCCAGGGGUCUCCAGAGAAACCCAGCUUUCUGGACAGACAGGUUCACUAUCAAAAAGAGUCAUUUAAAGCAAAAGAAGAAGAAGAAAAACCAGUGUCAGGGGAUCUGAUGAGGGAGCACAUGUACUGUGAGUUAAGAGAUAAAAAGCCUCAAAGUCAGGUCCCUAGUCCUAUCACCUUCUUCAGCCCGCUUACUAUAUCAGACUUUCGUAUGCAGGUGAUGUUGUUGUAUCAAGGCCAGAAGGUAAUGAAAGUGACCACCAAGAGCCCAGAUGGGUGCUUCAUUCUGCAAGGUCGUGUUCCCUUGGGAAAUGAACGGAUCUAUGGGCCCUGCAACGCCCAGCAGCUGUCGUUCCCUUCCCCGGCCUCUCUAUCCUUGCCAUCACACGUGGCUGAAACAAUGGCUCGCCUUCUUUGUCACCUGGAGAGAGGUGUGCUUUUAUGGGUGGCCCCAGAGGGGGUAUUCAUCAAGCGGUUCUGCCAGGGCAGGGUGUAUUGGAGUGGUCCCAUGGCCCUACACACUGACCGGCCCAACAAACUGGAGCGAGAAAAGACCUUCAAACUGCUUGAUAUACCCACAUUUCUCUCUGAGUUUCAGACCUGUUUGCAGGGAAAGGGACCCUCACCUUCCUGUGAGAUUGAGCUCUGCUUUGGAGAGGAGUAUCCAGACCCCAGUGUACCAAAAACCAGGAAGCUGAUCAUUGCACAGGUGGUGCCCUUGUUUGCAGUGGAACUGCUGCAGAAGUUCAACUUGGUAAAGACUGAGGAGAACCAGCUGACUCUCAGCUCCAACACACAGAGAGAGAAGAUGUAGGAAUGCUGGGAAAAGGCUACACUGAACAAUAUACAAGUAUAGUACUGAACCUUAAGAGCGGUGUAAAUACAUUCUGUUGUCAGUGGAAAUGUAUAUAUAUAAUUGUAGACCUACUUGCUUUGCAUAACAGUAAAUUUAAAGCAAUGUCCUUUAACUGUACCUUAUACAGAUUUUUUCUGUCCACUAUGCAGCUAAACCUGCAAGAGUUAAAGCAAAGUAAAGCAAACAUCUUGUUUAAACGAACAAACAAACCAUGUUAACAUAGUAUAAAUGUAAAGUUUUUUCUGAAUUAUUUAAUCUUAAUCCCAUAUUCAGCAUAUGUUUUACGUGACAGUUUAAUUGUACAGUAUUUUACAUACUUUACAUAUCCAGAGAAUAAAUUGACACCUUUAAUUAAAUCUA
Messenger RNA from Monopterus albus (swamp eel), 1946 nucleotides. It is a transcript of the gene irf10, whose product is annotated as interferon regulatory factor 10. Bases 309 to 1544 code for a protein of 411 amino acids. The transcript is spliced from 8 exons. Gene Ontology annotation, molecular function: protein binding; RNA polymerase II cis-regulatory region sequence-specific DNA binding; DNA-binding transcription factor activity, RNA polymerase II-specific. The record is from RefSeq and is a predicted model, not a curated record. Gene Ontology annotation, biological process: regulation of transcription by RNA polymerase II; immune system process. NCBI's taxonomy places the organism in Eukaryota, Metazoa, Chordata, Actinopteri, Synbranchiformes, Synbranchidae. Gene Ontology annotation, cellular component: nucleus.